GUACAUCAUCUCCCCACCCAUUCCCCCUCAACAUGCCCCCGCCCCCUUGACAAUAUCUAGCAGAUCCAACUAUUUAUAUCGAUGUUAUCCCUCACUCCAGCUCUACACGAUUGCUGUGGCCGCAAAGAAAGAUGAAGAACGUCGAGUUCUUGUUCACUGCUAGAGAAGAUUCGAAGGAGACGGCGACGACGCAGAUCGGCGGCGAGAACAGCCCCCGUCGCCACAUCCCUAUGUGUGCACGCCCGGCGAGCGAAACCAUGGCGUCUGUCGGCAAGUCGCGCGAGGAGUCUCCUCCUCCGUCUCCAAGGUUGUCGUCGUUCAAGCAUUAUGCUGAUAUAGGCGAGGCCAAAGCCGGCUUGGGACAGCCUCGAGAGGACAAUACCUGUAGCGGGCGAGAGAGGCUGAAGAGGCACCGGGACGAGGUCGCGGGUCGGGUCCUGAUUCCCGACUCAUGGGGCCAGGAGAGCUUCCUGAAAGACUGGAUGGACUACUCGGCGUUCGACGCGCUGCUGGCGCCGAAGGGGAUCGCCUCGGCCCGCGAGGCGCUGAUGGCCGAGGGGCCGCGGCAGCGAGCGACGACUUCUCAUCAGAGGCUGAGAAUAGAGGGCAGGUGUUGAUGAUGACGAGAGAGACCUUGUUGUCCAUAGCUUCUUCGAUCGCAUGGAUCUCGAUCGAAUCAUGCCGGCGUUAAACUCUAGUGAACUACAGAUUUGUUUCUUAUUUUCUUUCUAUUGUAACAAACGCUGUGAUUGCUGGCGAUAUAAUAAUUUCUUGGAGAACUUAAGGACAUGAGAUGAUGGCAAUUUCUGGGAUUUUCUUAUCGUUUGGAAAUGAAAAAAUUUGUAAGAUUCGGAACGUAAUCUUUCCAUCCAUCUUUGUC
Molecule: messenger RNA, 880 nt
Organism: Syzygium oleosum
Lineage: Eukaryota; Viridiplantae; Streptophyta; Magnoliopsida; Myrtales; Myrtaceae
Product: protein BIC2-like
Exons: 1
Coding region: 132-617 (161 amino acids)
Biological process (GO): blue light signaling pathway
Source: RefSeq, a predicted model, not a curated record